Messenger RNA from Saprolegnia diclina VS20, 627 nucleotides. RefSeq lists its product as hypothetical. Gene Ontology annotation, molecular function: Hsp90 protein binding. The record is from RefSeq and is a predicted model, not a curated record. NCBI's taxonomy places the organism in Eukaryota, Oomycota, Saprolegniomycetes, Saprolegniales, Saprolegniaceae. The transcript is spliced from 2 exons. The coding region runs from base 1 to 627 and encodes 208 amino acids.
AUGGCUCCGCCCCGCCGCCGCAACAAGACCGCCACGAAGGACCAGUACGCCGCCCUCUCGACCGAAGAGCGCAAGGCUGCCGGUGCCGAGGCCAAGAACCGCGGUAACGCUGCCUACACGGCUGCGGACUUCGCCACGGCCAUCAAGGAGUUCACGACUGCCAUCGCGUACGAGCCCCACAACCACGCGUACUACUCGAACCGCUCGGCCGCCUAUUUGAGCAACGGCAACGCGGCGCCCGCGAUGGCCGAUGCCAACAAGUGCAUUGAGAUCGACGCCAAGUGGGGCAAGGGUUACGCCCGUCUCGGUGCCGCGUACUACUUUAUCAAGUCGUACGAGAAGGCCAUCCAGGCCUACUCGAAGGGCUUGACGGUCGACAAGGGCAACAAACAGCUCCUUGCCGGCUUGACGCAGGCCCAGGCUGCCCUCCAGGUCCUCCAAGAAGAGGCCUCGGGUGUCGAGAUGGACGACGCCACGCGCAAGAUGAAGCGCAUGGAGAUCGAGGACAAGAUCAACAAGGCUCGUGCCGAGCGCGAAGAGCGUGCUGCCCGCGCCGAGCGUGGUUUCUCGGAGGUGAUCGGUAUCGAUCUCGGUACGACGUACUCCUACGCGCGCCGCAAAGAGUAG